Messenger RNA from Eurytemora carolleeae, 2780 nucleotides. Its product is annotated as prominin-1. Lineage: Eukaryota; Metazoa; Arthropoda; Copepoda; Calanoida; Temoridae. Gene Ontology annotation, cellular component: membrane. The record is from RefSeq and is a predicted model, not a curated record. The transcript has 9 exons. Bases 25 to 2763 code for a protein of 912 amino acids.
UAUUUCUAAUCAGUUGUGAGAAAUAUGGCAAACUGUUCUUAUUUUGCACAGUUUACUCCACCUGACCUGGACACAAGUUAUGUGUUGAAUUCGAGUUCUGAUCCUAAUUCUGGAAAUGGGGUUCUUACAGAUAUCACCAACAUAUUUCUUAAUCCUGUGAUUUCAGGAGAUCUUCUUCCACAGGAGUUUUAUGAUGGACGUUUUGACAAUCUGGAAGCCUUGAUGACCCUACCUGAUGUGAUCCUAGACAACAUAUCUGAUGUGCUUGAUGUUAAUACCAGGAUUAUUGUAGCCCUUGGAUUUGGCCUGGCCAUUACUAUCAUAAUACCUAUUAUUGCCCUCAUAUACUUGUGCUGCUGCUGCUGUUCAUCCAGGCCACAGACCUCGAAAAAGGCAAGUGGAGUUACUGCGGCUAUUUAUGGAUUUUUCUUGUUUUGCUGUCUUCUGAUUGCAUCUCUUGGUUGUAUUUGGUUUUUUGUUGGGAACAGUGGAACUCAACAAGGAAUAACAACUUUGCCACAGGUAAUCGAUGAUAUAAGUCACGAUGGAGACUUGUUUUUAAACAACACGAAGGAAGAAAUUUCCUAUUUGAUGGAACAAAACUUUGGAGAAGCCAUGGCUAACUUUAAUCUAUCUCUGGAUGAUGUCAUAAAAAAUUUCAAAACCAAAAUAGCAGACAUCAAAGUUGCAAUAAAUCUUACGUCUAUCAAUACUGCAGCGGAUGGGUUUGCAAAUAUUGCUAAAGGGUUCAAUAAAAUCACAGAGAGUGUUUCAACAGUUCAAGAAUCAACAGAAACUUUAAAAAAAAACAUUGAAACAACUUGUGAAUCAGCUCCUCCGGUAUGCCUCGAAUCAUUUGACGUUAUUCUAAAAUUCUUAACUGAUGUUAUUAAACCUUUAUCUAAAAUUGCUGGUAAUGGCCUUGAUUCAACUGUUAUGGACAACGUUGAUGAUAUAUCAAAUCAAAUAUCUAAAGUUUCAACGUCUUUGGAUGAUCUUCUUCAGGAUUUUGAAAACGAAUACUUCAGUGAUAUCCAGGCUCAAAUAGACGCGGUUAAAAUACAGCUUGAUCAACAGAAGGACGAGAUUAUCAACGGAAUUAGUGAAAUGGGAAACAUUUUUGGGGGCAAGCAAGACCUUCAAGAUACAAUUAGCGAAUAUUUGAAAUAUUUUGAUUAUUUCGUCAUUGCAAUGAAAGCUAUUGGAUCUAUAAUAGUUAUUAUAUUGGCAGUGAUGGUCUUAGCACUUACAGUCAGCUGCUGUGGUAAACCAGGAAAUAAAUUGGGUCAAACUUCAGCAAAAAUCUUCCGAACAUCCAUCGGAGUAUUUUUUAGUCUUGGAUUCUUUUUCUUCCUGAUCACGGUCGUUUUCUUCGCUGUCGGAGCAUUAUCUACAAGGUUUGUGUGUCAAACUAUAAAAGAUCCUGAACACUCCGAUAUUAUCAGGCUGAUUGAUCCAGCAUUUAUCAACGAAAUAAAGAAGAUAUAUGAUGAGUUUACCGAUGAAACGGUAACCUUGAAUACCUCGAUUGUUGAUCUUAUCAAUGGUAUACAAGCUGGAAAACCAGUGUAUUCUCUUCUACAACUCAAGUAUAUCUAUGACAUUGAAGCUCUGGAAAGUAACUGGAAAGAAGAAUUUAAUAUCAACUCAGUAAUAGACAGCGCUAAUUCAAGCAUUGCAACAGCUAUUGAAAAUGUUCUUAAAGAAAAAGAUAAAAUUGAUGAUAUUAAGUCGGCAAUUUUGGAUCCAAUUGACGAUGUAGAUUCUUUAUUAAAUGCUGGACACAUAAAUGAUAUUCUAAAACUUCAGGCACCUGAUUUUCCAGAUAUUUCUGUAAUAGAUAUUGGCAAAAUUAAAACUGCAUAUGAGGAGCUAAAAGGCAAUAUUGAAGGCUUGAAGACAAGUAUUAAUGAAACAUUUGUAAAAUAUGAAAUUUCUGGUGUCUAUACUUUUAAUCUGAAAGGAGAUGCUGAGGAAGUUAUUAAGUUGGUCCUAAACAUCUUUGUUUAUUUUGAAGCUGGUGGAUCUGACACAAUAUUUAAAUUCUUUACUGAUAGCAUUGAUGUUCUUCUGGGUGUGAUCGACGUCUACCUGGGAUUUGCAGUUGAAAAAUUCACUGGGUGCGUAGGUAGUCUGGCGCCUAUAGGAUUGAUUUAUCAUCAAUUGGAAGUCAGUUUGUGUGAUGGAAUUAUUGACCCUUUUAAUACAGUUUGGUCUGGACUAGGCUGGACUUGUCUCCUUAUCCUCAUACCUAUCUCGAUCUUGGUCAAACUACUCAGGAAUAUAUACGAACCGGAUCUAAUUAGGAAAAAUGAGUUUGGGGACAUGAUCGUCAUGAAUGGAAAGGAAAGCCGUAGUUCCCCGGGCCCCGAUGGCUUGAAGCACAAGAAUAUGCCUGAUGUAGGAAAAAAACUGAACAACCUCAUGAACAAGUAUCAAAAAUCCUCCCAACCAACUCAGGAUAAGAUCCCAAAAUCCCAACCAAAUUACAAACCUUCAGCCCCAAAAUCCCAACCAAAUUACCAACCAUCAGCCCCAAGAUCUCAACCAAAUUAUCCACCAGCCCCAAGAUCCCAACUAACCACAUUCCCAAAUAUGUACGAAGAAAACAAUCCAAGACAAGUCCCAAGCUCCCAAACCAAAGGUUGGUUUGAAACCUCUAAACAAAGAGAAGUUCCUCUAAAAUAUCAAGGAGAAGCUAAACCAUUGAAAAGAGAUGGAAAAUAUGUGAUUCCAGACAAAUAUAAAGGACAGGGUGUGUAGAUAAUAGAGAUUUCACC